CUCAUACCUUUGAGACAAAAAUUAGGAAACCCCCACCCUUCCCUUGAUAAGUUCGGCCAGACCACCCCCAAUCAAGAGCAAGAAACCUCACAACCACCUUUCUCCAUAGCCAAAUCAAGCUCAAACAACAAGAAACUCAAAGGAGAAAAGGAAGUAGCAAAAGUAGAGAAAAACUUGGAAAAUAAAGGUGAGGAGUUCUUUAAUAACUUUUCUUCCAUCAUUUGUUUUCCAUAUGAACUCUAUAUCCUAUGGAGGACCCCUAGUAUUGUUCUACAUGUUUAUAAGUGUAGAAUGAGGGGUUGGAAGGUGGUUCUAAGUCCAAGAACGGACUUAGAAGCCAAAACGACCGGUUCACCGGAAAAUAACCUUUUAGGGGUUAUUUGUGUUGAUAUGGGUUUUGUAAUGAUAAAACCAUGUUAGGAGCUUGACUAAAGUGGUUCUAGAUUUCGCCGAAGUUUUCGCCGGAGUUUCGUCGGAGUUCGCCGGAGUCUCGCCGGAGUUCAACUAAGAAGAGUAGAAUCUUCCUAAAGCUCAUUUGAGGCGAGUGGGUGACUUAAUGUCUUGUAACUUUCGGGUUAAGCAUGAGAUUACCUAAGUAUAUGUUAUGUGUGUUCAUAAAAAUGUUUAAAUGAAUUAAACAUGUGAUUAGCCAAUAAAAGUGAUUAGGGCUUUUAUGAAGUGAACUAUUGAAAUAUGCAUGUUUUGUGAAGUGAAAAUGCUCAUAAAAACAUAUGUGAUAUGUUUAGAGAUCAAAUGUGCAUAAAUAGUUAUUAAUAACUUAGUACAUAUUAUGACUAAGUUUGACACAC
Messenger RNA from Cuscuta europaea, 809 nucleotides. The record is from the annotation of a GenBank genome assembly. NCBI's taxonomy places the organism in Eukaryota, Viridiplantae, Streptophyta, Magnoliopsida, Solanales, Convolvulaceae.